GAGGGCGCUUCAGAGACAUUGAUGAGAGUCGCGCUAUCCCUAAUGAGGAAGAACGAGGCACGCCUAUUGGCUUGCACUGAGAUGGAAGACGUGAUGCAGCUUCUUUUAUCUCGUGGCCUUUGGGAUUGCUACCAUUACAACGCCGAUGAAUUUGUCCAGGACUUUGUCGGGCUGUCAGGUGCUGUCACCGCCGAAAACAUGCAGCAGCUCGAACAAAGCUAUCGAGACUCCAAAGCAGCAGCUACCAACCCUGUGAGAGGGUCCGAGAUCGCCAACGCAGCUAGUCGUUUCCUGGGUCGCAUAUGGGCUUCAUCAAACAACAAAUCCUCAAACCUUAGCCCUGGUACUAGCGCACCCGCACGACCCUCAAGUAUACUGCGACGCACUGCAUCAAAGCAGAGCCUCGCAUCAACAUUAAAUUCAAUGGAGGCCAGCUCAGCAAGCGUAACAAGUUCGACUUCGACAGAUGCUACUACCAUGUCUAGAGAUUCUUCCAACACCGAAGACAGACGCGAUUCCACGCCAGUCGGCAACAAGACAAUAACCAUCCACAAGAACACGGACGAACGAAACCUGCAUAGUCAGAUCGAAGAUCUCUUGACUGCUCUGAGCGAGCUACAGCGCAACCACUCGUUGCUAUCGAACCAGCUACAGCGAGAACGUGAAGACCGACAGGAGGAUCAGAAAGCGGUCCAGUCCCUCCUGAAUGGAUUAAGACAGAAGGCAGACUCGACGUCGUCUCGAUCGAGUAGCCCGCAGGUCACCGUAUCGCCCAACAAGGAGGAUAGUCCAGUUGACGAAACGGACGAAUCUACAACACCAAGCCCCAAGGAAACCGUCGAGUCCAGUGAAGACGAAUCUCCCACAGAAGAGCCCAAACCGGCCGAAGAUCUGGAGAGCUUACUCAAAAAUGUCGAACAGCGGUUCCAGAUCGAUGAAGACAAACAUCGGUCGUCGUCGCUUGUUUCAAAAUCACAACUGCAGGACGAGUUAAACCACGCCAAGAACCAGCUCAUUGCUGCCCUUUCGCAAUCACAAGAGUACAAACGUCAGAUCUUGGAUCUAAACCACGAGAUGUCGGGCGUGAAGGAGCAAUUGCGGGAGAGCCAUGCACAUGUUAGAUCGCUUCAUCAGGACAAGCAAAGACUCGAAAAGCAGAUACACGGGUUGAAGUCUAGAGUAUCGUCAGCCAGCUCAGCGCACGAGACAACUAAGGAAGUCGAGGUGGACAGAAGCAGCAAGAGUGGAGGCGGCCUUCGAGAGUUCAAGCUUAAUCGCAGCAAGACCACACCCCCGCAGCCUCAUCCUUUUCGACAUCAGCACCAGCAUCAGCACGAGCAUGAACCAGAAGUCACGAGCAAGUUCAACAAGCGACUGUCAUCUUUGCCUCGAGGUCACGAAACAAGCGUGCCAACGGUGACCACGACAGGUCCAGCGCCGUCUCAGAGUGAGCAUGAAUCAUUACUUGCUGAGCUGGUACAGGCCAAAACGGCAGAGGCAGUAGCCAAACAAGAAGCUGAGGAAGCUCGGCAGAAGCUGGAGUCGAUACGGAAAUCACAUGGUUUGAGCCGAUCGGUAUCAGGUCAUAGUUCGUCGGCGUCGCAAUCCGGUCCUGGGGGAGUCUUCGGAUUACUUACUGGUCACGGGGCUUCCGCUGUGAACGAUGUUGCAAUGAAGCCCGCAUCUGCAAAUGCUGGGUCCCCGGGAUCAGGAGGAAGUUUCUGGGGUUGGCGAAGGUAAAGAAAGGCGUUUGGUAUUGGGUUACCAUUGGGUCAUAUUCGUGGAAGGGUUACACAAAACUGACUCGAUGUGGAAGUCGUUGAUUCUUUGUACAUAUUUGGGAAGCAUGCGUCGUUGCAACUGUGGAGUAUUUGUUGGGACGCCACAGCGAGAAGCUCUGAGACUUUGCUAUUUUGUGCCGGGCUGGAUGUGCCUUUGCCCCUCAUGGUGUUUCUUCCUUGUUUUCAUGCGUGCCACAAAGAGCACUAUCAUUGUCGUCAUAUGUUAGGGCGUUUGUCUACUUAGCACGGGAGUUGGUGUCAAAAGGUGUGCUCAUUUGGCAGCUUCUGUGGUGAUUUCUGAGAAUGCUGCACAAUCGCGGAUUGAUAGAUAUCUAAGUCUAUGUAAUGGAAAAUACAUUUUGUAUUUUUA
Fusarium graminearum PH-1 is the source of this 2151-nucleotide messenger RNA. RefSeq lists its product as uncharacterized. Lineage: Eukaryota; Fungi; Ascomycota; Sordariomycetes; Hypocreales; Nectriaceae. The record is from RefSeq and is a predicted model, not a curated record. Bases 22 to 1740 code for a protein of 572 amino acids. The transcript has a single exon.